UGUAUCAAGCUGUGGGUGCUCUCUGUUCAAUCUCUACUAUCUGUUGCCCCGUUGUGUGAGUGCGUGAUAUUCUGGUGAUACAUAUUCAAUAACUGAAGUAUUCACAUAGCUCAAGUAUACAGCUCACUGUUUGAUUAACCGAAUCCCACACUUUCCUUGAGCGAUGAGCCUCCCAUCAUCUCGCUAGACUCUACUGCAACCGUCGCUAUGACCCUUCUACCCCUCAUCAGUUGGUGGUAACGACGGUCAAAUCCAGUGGACAGCGGUCAUCUUGACCACAGUGAACUUUUUUGUUUUUCAACGCACAACUUUUGAUACACAGACACAAACACCUUGACUUAUGUGAACGUGUUGAGGUCACGUUAACCUUGACCUUGGAUCGGCCUUGACCUUGAUGUAGUUGAAAGAGAGGCCACAACUCACCGGGACAAGCAAGAUGUUGCUCUGCUGGUCUGCCAUAGUCGCGUCGUGUAUACUCAGUCUAACUAGGGGCGCCAUCGUCCGCACGUUCAGAUGCCUUCACAGCGUGGAGGAGGUGGGCGGAGUCCGCUACAACAUCAGCAUCAACAAGAAGGACUGCCCAAAACAGAGCUUCCAGCCCAGCGAGGAGCGGUGUUGCCAGAUUGGCCUGCGUGUGGCCAAAAAGAAAAUGUCCUGCGACAUCACCAUGCUGGCCCUCCUGCGCAAGUACGAGAGGGACAACGAGUCCGCCAACCGGCCAGUCAAGCUGAAAAAACGCGGACGUCUAGACAAACUCUCCGACAAAAUCUCCAGGUGCUCAGCCAAAUUCCCAAAACAUUUCAACAAAUGCUGCACCAAAAAACAGGACUUUAUCAAGCACAUGAAAGCCUGUGGGUUCAAACCCCCGCAGCAGAGGUGGAAGUGUAAGCAGAUGAUCAGGAAAAAGUAUUCCUCGACAAGCUGAAUAAAGGAUGUGCCGUCCCAUUGCGCUGUUAGUCUGAACGACGGCAUCAGCAUGGGAAAUAACCCACACACGAUAAUUUUUCAUACGAAAUUUUGUGAGACUCGACGAUAAGCUGAUGAAUUUUGAUCAAUCUAAAUUAUUUUUGUCGUUUUUAGUUAAGACUUUUAAAAAAGGCAUAUUUUUAAUUUAUUUUUAUUAAUUUUUUUUAAACGAAAGGUUUACAAUUUUAAUGUACGCGUUUGAUCCAUUGGGUAUUAGAGUAGUAAUCUGCUACUUGUAUAAAUAUGAUAGCCUGUUCAUUUUAUUCUCAGUUAUGGGAAUUUAGUAGAUUUUUAAAAAAAUAUUUUAAAUAAUUACAUUAGGGGAGAGAUAGUUUGAACUCAAAUUAUAGUCUUUUUGUUUUUGUUUGUUAAAUACAUUUUUAAAAAUUAAAUCGUAGUAAAGCUCGUUAUGUCUAAUGAAACACAAAAAUCUGAGAACAUUGUAAUUUUUCUUUGCUUGUAAUUAUGUGUACUUGUAUAUUAAACGAUUGGAUGUUUAGUUUUAACAGAAAAAGAUGUACAUGUUCUUAAAAUAUUUUCAAGAUGUACAAAUGUCCAAUGCUGCGGUUUUUUACGGGUGAGAAUUGAGUGUACAAAAUAUUUUGUUCUUUACGGGUCUACAAAUACAAGGUUGUUUCGUUUCUUUUUUUUUUAUUUUGAAACAUUUCAAACCCAAUGUAUCUACUUUAUCCUCUAGAAAAAUAUAGAAAACUUUAUUGCCCCGUU
Messenger RNA from Physella acuta, 1692 nucleotides. RefSeq lists its product as uncharacterized. Lineage: Eukaryota; Metazoa; Mollusca; Gastropoda; Physidae. The record is from RefSeq and is a predicted model, not a curated record.